Messenger RNA from Tricharina praecox, 1030 nucleotides. RefSeq names its product GTP-binding protein. The transcript has 2 exons. Bases 95 to 949 code for a protein of 284 amino acids. Gene Ontology annotation, molecular function: GTP binding. The record is from RefSeq and is a predicted model, not a curated record. Lineage: Eukaryota; Fungi; Ascomycota; Pezizomycetes; Pezizales; Pyronemataceae. Gene Ontology annotation, cellular component: mitochondrion.
GCCGCCACCACUAGCCACCGCCACCAGCGCGACCACCACCACGACCACGGUCUACUUCGACCACCACGACCACCCCACUACAACACUACAAACAAUGUUCUCCCUCGGCCCCCGAAUACACCGCCGCUUCCUGCGGACGCGCAUCCGCUCUUUACUCGUGCGCCCUUCCCCCUCCGCGCCCCCGGCGCCCGCUGCGCCCGCCAUCCCCGCCGGUCCGCCACCACCCCCACCGCCCCCAGAAGGGUUAACAGCGUUCUCCUACCACUGGGAAACGGUCCCCCCCACCCCCACCCAACUCAGCUACGCAGACAGCUUCUUCACGCGGGGCAUCCCGUCGAAGCACUUGUGGUCGCAAGCGAAAUUCGGCGCAAUAGAGAUCGGGACGUCUCCCGAGGUGGUAUUUCUCGGGCGCAGCAACGUGGGGAAGAGCAGUCUGCUGAAUGCCAUGAUGGGACAUGCCGGGCUGGCGUUUACGAGUAGUAAGCCCGGGCGCACGAGGCUGCUGAGUGCCUUUGCCGUUAAUGGGGGGAAGGCGGUCGUUGUGGAUUGUCCGGGUUAUGGGCAUGCGUCUAGAGAGGAGUGGGGCGUGCAGGUUAUGAAGUAUUUGAAGAGUCGGAAACAGUUCCGCAGGGCGUUCGUGCUGCUGGAUGCACGGCAUGGGCCAAAGUCGAGUGAUAUCAUGUUGCUAGAGCACCUGGGGCGGGAGGGGAUCUCGUUCCAGGUUGUGCUGAGCAAGGUUGAUGCUGUGAACCAGCGGGACGGGAGCUUGCGGGGUGCGUUUGAGGACACGAAGUAUCUGCUCGAGACUGGAAUAGCGGGCGUGACCGGGUUGGGGGAGGUGAUCGGUGUGGCCCCUAACCCGGCAAAGAAGGGGGUAGCGAAGAUCGGGAUUAGUCAGUUGAGGUGGAGUGUGCUUGUUGCUUGCGGCUUGGACGCGGGCGUGAAAUAAUUGCGAACGGUAGGGCUCAAAGGAUAAGUGGCCGAGUGACAUGCGGUGAUUCGGAAACAUCAACAUCAAUUCGCGGUAUCA